UCAUGCCUGACUGUAGAUUUCAGUUGCUGCUGUGUUGUUGUGUAGCUAUCAAAAACAUCAAAUCAUGCCCAGUGAGACAGCCGUUAAAAGAAUGCCUUUGCAUUGACUACACGCGCUUAAAUUACCCUUUUAAACUUGUGUACAGUCUUGACAACGUGUCUAACCGCGCGGUCGUAGUGUUAGUUGGGCUCCGUGGAGCGUUUUUGUGCUGAUCCGAGGCCUUGUCGCAAACCCAACCGCUCGCAAAGUCUCGCAUAACCGUCAGGGAUUUCAUGUUGAAGUCGUCAGGUUUUUGGUUAGAAUUUAGUGUUUCCCCGUCGGAAGAUGGACACUGACAAAUUCAACUAUGUUUACAGCUGUGACUUGGACAUCAACGUCCAACUUAAGAUAGGAAGCUUGGAAGGAAAGCGGGAGCAGAAGAGCUACAGAGCGCUGCUCGAAGACCCGAUGCUGCGCUUCUCCGGCCUCUACCAGGAGAACUGCUCGGACCUCUAUGUCACCUGUCAGGUGUUUGCUGAAGGAAAACCUCUUGCUCUCCCCGUUCGCACCUCGUACAAACCGUUCAGCACACGUUGGAACUGGAAUGAGUGGCUGCGGCUACCGGUCAAGUACCCAGACCUUCCCCAAAGUGCCCAAGUUGCCCUCACAGUGUGGGACAUAUAUGGGCCCGGGCGAGCCGUCCCUGUUGGGGGAACAACUGUUACUUUAUUUGGCAAAUAUGGCAUGUUUCGGCAAGGGAUGCACGACCUGAAGGUUUGGCCCGGGGUGGAGGGGGACGGAGGGGAGCCCACCACCACGCCAGGACGCACCAGCAGCAGCCUGGCAGAGGACCAGAUGGGGAGACUCGCUAAGGGCCCUGACCUGGAGGUACUCAGUGAUCUGACGAAGGCUCACCGACAGGGCCACAUGGUGAAGGUGGACUGGCUGGACCGUCUCACCUUCAGAGAGAUAGAGAUGAUCAACGAGAGUGAGAAGCGCAGCUCUAACUUCAUGUACCUCAUGGUGGAGUUUCCUCGUGUCAAAACAAAUGACAAGGAAUACAGCAUUGUCUAUUACGAGAAGGACGGAGAUGACACGUCGCCCGUUCUUACCAGCUGUGACAUCGUCAAAGUUCCCGACCCACAGAUGGCGAUGGAAAACCUGGUGGAGAGCAAACAUCACAAACUGGCUCGUAGCCUUCGCAGUGGGCCCUCGGAUCAUGACCUGAAGCCCAACGCUGCCACACGUGACCAGCUCAAUAUCAUCGUUAGCUACCCUCCAACCAAGCAGCUGACCUCUGAAGAGCAGGACCUGGUGUGGAAGUUCAGGUACUACCUCACCACACAGGAGAAGGCCCUGACGAAGUUCCUGAAGUGCGUGAACUGGGAUCUGCCGCAGGAGGCCAAGCAGGCUCUUGAGCUGCUGGGGAAGUGGCGGCCCAUGGACGUGGAGGACUCCCUGGAGCUGCUGUCCUCCCAUUUCACAAACCCCACAGUGAGACGCUACGCCGUGGCGCGCCUGCAGCAGGCUGAUGAUGAGGACCUUCUGAUGUACCUUCUCCAGCUGGUCCAGGCGCUCAAGUAUGAGAACUUCCGUGAUAUUCAGGGGGGCUUGGACCCCGGCAAGAGAGACACCCAGGGACUUACAGAUGACUCCACAAUGGACAGUUCUCAGUCUGCUUCUGGUACAUCUGGACCGCCCACUGUCUCACAGAAAGGCAAAGAAGGAGCCGACAGUGAGACUCUAGAGCAAGACCUGUGUACGUUCCUCAUCUCGCGCGCUUGCAAGAACUCUACGCUAGCCAACUACUUGUACUGGUACGUGAUUGUGGAGUGUGAGGAUCAAGACACCCAGCAGAGAGAUCCGAAAACCCAUGAGAUGUACCUGAACGUCAUGAGGAGGUUCAGUCAGGCGUUACUCAAGGGUGAUAAGAGUGUGAGGGUGAUGCGGUCACUCUUAGCCGCCCAGCAGACGUUUGUAGACAGACUGGUGCAGCUGAUGAAAGCUGUCCAGCGGGAGAGUGGAAAUCGCAAGAAGAAGACAGAGCGGCUGCAGGCUCUGCUGGCUGACAAUGAGAAGGUGAAUCUCUCCGAAAUUGAGCCGAUUCCACUUCCUCUGGAGCCUCAGAUCAGGAUCAGAGGCAUCGUCCCGGAGACAGCAACGCUCUUUAAGAGUGCUCUGAUGCCAGCCAAACUCAUCUUCAAGGCGGAGGACGGAGCCAUGUACCCUGUGAUCUUCAAACACGGAGACGACCUGAGACAAGACCAGCUCAUCCUGCAGAUCAUCUCACUCAUGGACAAACUGUUGAGGAAAGAGAAUUUGGACCUGAAGUUGACGCCCUACAAGGUUCUAGCCACCAGCACUAAACAUGGUUUUAUGCAGUUUGUCCAGUCGGUUCCUGUUGCUGAAGUCCUGGCUACUGAAGGCAACAUCCAGAGCUUCUUCAGGAAGCAUGCACCCAGCGAAAAAGGACCGUACGGCAUCAGCUUGGAGGUGAUGGACACCUACGUGAAGAGCUGCGCUGGUUACUGUGUCAUCACUUACAUCCUGGGAGUUGGAGACAGACAUCUGGACAACCUGCUUCUGACCAAGACUGGGAAGCUCUUCCACAUCGACUUCGGCUACAUCCUGGGACGAGACCCCAAACCGCUGCCUCCACCCAUGAAGCUGAGUAAAGAGAUGGUGGAGGGGAUGGGGGGCAUGCAGAGUGAGCAGUACCAGGAGUUCAGGAAGCAGUGCUACACCGCAUUCCUUCACCUAAGGAGAUACUCCAACCUGAUCCUCAAUCUGUUCUCACUCAUGGUGGAUGCCAAUAUUCCCGACAUCGCUCUGGAGCCUGACAAGACUGUCAAGAAGGUGCAGGACAAGUUCAGGCUGGACCUGUCGGAUGAGGAGGCGGUCCACUACAUGCAGAGUCUGAUUGAUGAGAGCGUGGGUGCUCUGUUUGCUGCAGUGGUCGAGCAGAUACACAAGUUUGCUCAGUAUUGGCGCAGAUGAACAGAGCAGAGACGGCUGAGACGAGGUUGAACUGGAUGGAAAUUCUGCAGCAGAAACACAUGAUGAUAAGGCUCUGGCCCCACUGACGCCGUGUGUGUGUGUGUGUGUGUGUGUGUGUGUGUGUGUGUGUGUGUGAGUGUGUAUCUGUGAGUGAGCUUGUGUGUGUGUGUGUGCACGCGAAGACGGAAGAAAGAAACCCAGUGACACUGUUAAAAAGGCCAAGAAUGCACUGCCAACCUUUACUGCAAGACGGUGAAACAAAGACACAAACGCCUUUGUUCGCUCCUGUAUAUAUCAUGUAUAUUAAUUAUUGAAUGAAUGAUUGAAAUGUAAGGCCAAAUAAAAGACUGUUGUUACAA
Messenger RNA from Mugil cephalus (flathead mullet), 3335 nucleotides. RefSeq names its product phosphatidylinositol 3-kinase, catalytic subunit type 3 (gene pik3c3). Gene Ontology annotation, biological process: endocytosis; phosphatidylinositol-mediated signaling; autophagy of peroxisome. Gene Ontology annotation, cellular component: phosphatidylinositol 3-kinase complex, class III, type I; endosome; phosphatidylinositol 3-kinase complex, class III, type II. Lineage: Eukaryota; Metazoa; Chordata; Actinopteri; Mugiliformes; Mugilidae. The transcript has 26 exons. Gene Ontology annotation, molecular function: 1-phosphatidylinositol-3-kinase activity. The coding region runs from base 325 to 2976 and encodes 883 amino acids. The record is from RefSeq and is a predicted model, not a curated record.